Messenger RNA from Mytilus trossulus (common blue mussel), 2365 nucleotides. RefSeq lists its product as uncharacterized. Gene Ontology annotation, molecular function: structural constituent of eye lens. Bases 86 to 2365 code for a protein of 759 amino acids. The transcript is spliced from 12 exons. The record is from RefSeq and is a predicted model, not a curated record. NCBI's taxonomy places the organism in Eukaryota, Metazoa, Mollusca, Bivalvia, Mytilida, Mytilidae. Gene Ontology annotation, biological process: lens development in camera-type eye; visual perception.
UUUAUCUUUUUUGUUCAUUUCAGACAGACUAUGUACGUUAAAUCCAAUAAGUAUCAAUACUAGAGAACUAUGUUUCUUUAUUGAUAUGUCUGAAAUAUAUCUUUCUAUGAUACUCCGAAAACUAAUUUCUGAAUAUUGCACUAUGAAAAAAGUAACAAUAGAAGAUAUAAUCAAAGAUGAAAAACACGAUCUUUAUCAUAAACGGAUCAAAACAGAAUCGUGCUGUAAAUGCAGUACAAAGCAAUCUUCUACUUUCGUAAAAGUCAUUUCAGAAAAGCAAUGGGAUGCAUUGUAUGAGAUAAGUUUGAGUAGUAAUUCGCAUUCAUGCCAAUUUAAUCUUAAAAAGUGCAGUGAACGAUUUGUUCCCAAAACGAUAAACCCGAGCGAUCUGUCAGAGAUUAUGACAUUGGUUCUUUACUCAACAAAUAUCAUGCACUAUAUUGUUAGUCGAUUAUUUAGCAAAGGAUUCAUGAAGUUUCUUUUGGACCACCAGCAUACACUUUACCAUUCUAUGGACAAAAAAAUGUGCUGUAAGUGUAGAAAGUCACCUACUGAAGAAAUAUUAAUUAACAAGGAAGAAUGGAACGCACUUUUUUUGAAAAAAAAUGAUAUUUUUUGCAAGAAUAAUACUACAAAUUGUUGUUGCCAGUACACAGUUAGACAUAGAAUCAAAUACUCAGACAUUGACGAAACCGUUUUAUUCAAAAUUGUUUAUCUCGCGGGUCCAAUUGGUGUUCUUAACAAAAUUAAGGAAAAUGCGUUUUCAUCCUUUAUAAUAUGGACAGUUGAUGCCGAUCCUUUACGAAGAGCGUUAACAGAAUCAUUAAACAUUAUAGAAGAUAAAUUAUUUCGCUCUGAUAUGAUACGACGUACAUCAUCAUUUCAUCUGACACAAUCAUACGAAACUGAAACAAAAUUUGAUGAUGCAAAUAAAUGGCUGUCUAAACACCUCCGCAAACAAAAGGCAACAACAGAACCACCACUUCAAAUUGUUGUACGCGAUAAAGAUGCUUUGCGUGUAAGAACUGUACACAUUCCUCACGAUUUAACACUUCUUCACAGAACUCGAAACUUCACAGACAUCACUUCUGAAGAAAACAAUUUCCUAGUUGUGGUUCAUGGACUAUCCAAAAUAGUAUAUCCUAUAGUUAUCAAUGAAUUUAAUACACACUGUCGUAAUCAUAUGUUAGAUACAAUCCGAAGAGAUAUAUUCGAACAGCACUGUAAAACGCCGAUUCAUGGUAAACAUAGAGAUCAAAGAAGAAGAAUGUACCUUUCACAGAAACAACAAGAACAGCUUUUUUCGGCGGGAAAGGAAAAGUCAAAGAUCGUUGAUUUGAAAUUAAUGAUCUACAUUUUAAAAGAAAACACAAACAAAGAAGAGAAAGGAGAUUAUUGUGAACAAUUAGACGUCAUCGAUGAAAUAAGAAGAGAAAUUGUACAAAGCAGCAGUGGCAUGUUAAAUGAUAAACGGUUUCAGGAAACAAUGGAACGCAUUCGAAGGGCAGUAUUGCAAUUAGGAGGACAAAGUUAUGUAGACAAACUAUCAAGUAUCCAGCGUACACAGAAUAUUUUAGGAGCUGUAAAUAUGGAACCAAAGAUAACAUUAUACGAAAACAAGAAUUUCAGGGGGAGAAGCCAAGAGAUAACAGAUUCAUGUCCAAAUUUACUUGACUUUGGCUUCAACAACAUAACAUCGAGCGUAAAGUGCGACAGAGGAGUCUGGAUACUUUACAAGAGAAAGAACUACGAAGGAAAUAUAUUCGUAAUCCAGGAAGGUGACGUGUAUAAUAAAUUAUCAAAGUAUUUCAACAAUAGAGCGUCAUCUGUAAAAUUGAUAGGCGACUACGAUUUCACAGAGGAGCCAGAAUGUAUAGUAUAUGAAAACAAUUUUUCUGGGCGGUCUCUGACAUUCAUCGAUGACGUAGAGAACUUAAAAUGGUACAAAUUUGAUAACAGAAUGUCAUCAAUUGUGGUUAAAACAGGCGCUUGGAUUGGAUAUAGAUACCCUAAUUAUGAUGGAGAGCAAAGUUUGUUUUUGAAAGGGAAGUAUACAGCAUCUAUAAAAGCAAAUGACGAAGGUGGAUUCAAAAAUGACAGGAUUUCUUCGUUUAGCAAGAUAAUGGUGAAACCGUCACCUGAAGGUAAUAUGACGCUACUACAAAUUGAUUAUGACUUGGAAAGAGCAAAUAUAGUCAGGACUCCCACGUCUGUCUUCAGCUGGACUCAAGUGAAUAAUACCUCAGUAGAACAGACAGUGACAAAAACCGACGAAGUUACGAUACAAAGAGAAGAUACAUAUGAGUUUAGAUGGGACAGAGCAGCUAAAGUAUCUAGUAAGUGUGUUUCAUCAAAGUUUUUCUAA